UGCGCACUGCAUCUGUUCUAAGGACGGGAGGAGGACAUCACGGUGAAAACGUAGAAACUGCGAAGCAGCGCAAUUUUUUACACGCCGAGAUUUGGUUUCACCGCUGCGGCAAAAUCACCCCCGUGCGCCCGACGCGGCAGAUGACUAUGCAGGGUACAGCGUUAAAGUGCCGGAUGUCUACCUGACAGGCCUGGCCGAGGUCUGGACCGUUACUCGGGAGGAGAAUUUUAUUUCUUCAUAUGGGAGAAGCAUGCGGGAAAUGGUCGGAGGCUGCUGCGUGUGUUCCGACGAGCGAGGCUGGGCUGAGAACCCGCUGGUGUACUGUGAUGGACACGGCUGCAGCGUCGCCGUUCACCAAGCGUGCUACGGCAUUGUCCAGGUUCCCACCGGCCCGUGGUUCUGUAGGAAGUGUGAGUCACAAGAACGAGCAGCACGAGUAAGAUGCGAUCUAUGUCCCCACAAGGAUGGAGCCCUUAAAAGGACAGACAGUGGCGGCUGGGCCCACGUAGUGUGCGCGCUCUACAUCCCUGAGGUGCAGUUUGCCAACGUUCUCACCAUGGAGCCCAUCAUCCUGCAGUAUGUCCCACAUGAGAGAUACCUUAAGACGUGUUACAUCUGUGAGGACCACGGAAGGGAGAGCAAGGCGGCCUGUGGAGCCUGCAUGACCUGCAACAGGCAGGGCUGCAGACAAGCUUUUCACGUUACCUGUGCUCAGAUGGCUGGUCUGCUGUGUGAGGAAGAAGGCCCAGAAGCUGACAACGUUAAAUACUGUGGUUACUGCAAGCAUCACUACAACAAAAUGCAGAAGAAGUUGCGCUCAAGCGAAAAUGCUAGUAGCUCCUUCAGUCAUCCCAGGGGGCGUUCCAGUUCUCCAUCGCAGGAAAAACAUCACCACCAUAAACAGAGGAAGAGUCAUAAAGACAAGAUUCGUCAGAAAGAGCGGCACAAGAAGUCUUCAGACAGCCUGACCUCCUCCAUAACAACAAGCAGUAUAGAAAAGAUAUCUUCAACACAUCAUAGCAGCAAAGAUGGCGAAGGGAAGCCGAAGAAGCUGAGCUCCCACAGUCACGGUCACCGGAGUAAGAAGACGGGGAGCACCGGAAAAAGCUGCUCCUCCUCCUCCUGCUCCUCCAGCCCGUUCAACACCGGCGGAUCCCUGUCAGCCACUCAGGAUUUCCAUCAGUUCUCAUCUUCCUCUCGCUUGGAGCGCGAGCACGAUCGUGGAGGCGACGACCACAACGGAGAGAAACGCAAGGAGCGCCACAGGAGGUCUGCAGUGCAGGAUGAGGAGGAGGAAGAAGAGGAAGAGAAAGAUGACAAAGAUGAAGAAGAGGAAGAAGAGGAGGAGGAAGACUGUAAAUACCAAAAGCCCCCCGCGUUGACCCCGGCUGAUUGCCCCCUCGCAGGGUCUCAAAGCCACGAGCGGACAGAGAGCAACUCGAGCCCCUUCGAGAACAAAGUCACCAUCUCCACCUUUGGCUCCAUCAUGCGCAUCACUUCCUCUUCAGGGUUGGGCAGCACCUGCAAAAUCCGCAAAAUUUCCUCCUCGAGCGACUACAAGCCCUCCAAAUCCCUCACAAAGCCGUCUCAGGUCAGCGCACCUCCCGUCCUGGAGGACGCCAGCAUGAAGGACAAGAUCGCGCCCCCGCCGCUGCCCCGAGAACGGAGGCACCAUAGCAACAAGAAGAGCCGCCACGGCCCGGGACGCCCGCGUGGGAGCAAGAACCGAGAGCGGAGGGAUGAGGACCAUCACCACCACCAUGGAGACGCACCAGCACCACCCCCCCCAGCCUUGAGUUCCUCUCUCUACCAGAGUCCAUCAUCAUCGUCCCACCCUGCUUUCCCUUCCACGCUGCCUCCCACCUCCUCUACAACCUCUUCUUCCUCCUCUGCUAGGAGUUUUUCUGCAGGUCGCAGCAACUCUUUGCUCGGCUCCGGUAUCUACUCCAGUCUCAAGGAUCCUCUCACGCUUGGUGGCGGAGUCUGCAGCACGCCUCUCUCCCUCAGUGGAGGAGUGUGCAGCACCUCCUUGUCCCUAGGAGGAGCAAUGUGUAGCACUCCUCUCUCCUCAGGACUGCUUUCAUCUCACGGCUCCUCACUCUCUCUUCCUUCUGUCAGUGCUGUUUCAAACACGCAGGUCCAUUCCAGCUCCAGCGCCUCCUACAGUCUGAACUCCUCUCAGCCUUUCGCCAGCUGUCUCUCCACAGCCUCAACACUGCCGCCACUACUGAGCCAAGGCCAGACCUCAUUGCCAGAGUCCGACAUUGAUGACUGCCGCUUCCACUGUCAGGGAAACUCGCCGAGAGAGAGUCUUUCCUCACAGUCUCCCAUGAGCUGUCUUCCUCUCCUGUUUGACCAGAGAGACGGACUGGGCUCUGGAGUCAGAGCCCGUCCUGAGAACGUUCCCCCUGCAAGCUCCCACAUUGAGCUGCUGUUGGAGAAACAUGGAAACGGAGAGAUGGGGGUCAACAUUGUGGAGAUGUUGAAGUCGCUGCACUCGCUGCAGCAGGAGAACCAGCGCCUCCAGGACCAGAUCCUCAGCUUAACAGCAAAGAGGGAGCGGCUGCAGCUGCUCAACACUGAGCUGGCGGUGCCUUUCCAGCCCCACAUCCACACCAUACCGGGCCUGCACUCAUCCUCUCAGAUCAGCUUUCUGUCAUCUUCUCAAGACCCCCUGAGCACCAAUAAGAGUCCCCUCUCCAAAAGCUGCUUCCUGAAUGACACCUCCUUUGUUACCUCAUCUGAGGAGCUCCACUCUAAUAGUCCGUCCCGCAGCAGUUCGUCGCUCUCCUUCCAGGGUACCCCCCCUCCUCAACAGAGUCCCGCCUCCUUCGGCCAGCCCCUGCUGAACGGUUUGAACCGAGGGCCCAGCGACGCUUUGGGGAGCAUCAGUCAGUCCUCUGCUCUGCCAGUGGGUGGGCUCAUUGCGUCCAUCACAGGGAGCCCGCAGCUGAACAUGAACGGUGUCCUGGGCGGUCUGAACGGCGUGAUCCAGUCUCCGGUGCAGAGUGCUCAGCAGCCGUCGCUCCCCGCCCUGCGUCCCCAGCCGCCUCCGCUCAACCCCCAGGCGCUGGCCCAGGGGUUUCAACUUCCUAAGAACUUGAGCCCGUCUUCUUUUCUGUCUGAGCAGCAGAAGCAGCUUCUGUUCGAGCAGCAGCAGCAGCUCCAGCAGUUCCUAACCUCACAGAACUUCACACCGGAGCAGCAGGCGAUGGUGUGCCAGAUGCUGCAGCAGCAGAGACAGAGGGAGCUGCAGCGCCUCACGCUGACGGGAGCGCUCAACUCAACCCCUAACUCGCCCUUGAUCUCCCAGUCGCCCAACCUGUUGUCAUCGGCAACCGCGUCUCCCCUACAGGGGAGCCAAGCGGGGGGUCUCUUUGGUCUGCAGGACAAUGUGCUCCAUAAACCUGGGACAGCAGGAGAGAAGGCAGGAGACAAGAACGGCUGAAGUGUUUUUUCCCCGUUGCUUCCUGUCCAGUUCGGAUGACGACGUCCCGUCAGAAUCGCCGGUUUCUGUGAAGUUCUGGGCUCUCAAGUCUCUCCUUCCUCUGUCGUCUUCAUCUGACAAACUUCUAUGAAUGUAAAACGUGACAUUAAGGUGAAGUUUUUUUGUGUUUUGAAGCUCUUCAUAUUAGAGGUCCAUCUUAAGGUUUUUAUCUUUGUCAUUUAGGCAGCUUUCAGAGAGCAUGACUACAGUGGUCUCUUCUUUAAAUUGCACUAUUUUGUUAGCUUGACCAAUGGGGGCUGCUUAUGAAGCUCACUGCUGCAGGAGCCGGGUGGGCUUUUUUAUUUUGACGUUUGAUAUGAAGGUCAAGAGUUUGGCUCUGACUACUCGAGCACUGACAUCUCCCUCUGCCGCGCAAACCAGCACUUCCAGUCAGUCCGUGAGGAAGCACUUCCGGCAACCUCCCGCUGUCUUCCUCGAUAUAUUUCGUCUUCCCGUUUGCGUUCACCCUGUUUCGUCCUCAUCCUUUGAACAUUUCGGCCUCGCGCUGGCACUUAAGUAUAAGAUGUAGUCAAGUUGGUGUGUUGUUAGUGGCGUUUCCUCAUGAAGCUAGUUAUUACCUCAAACUUUCUGCCAGCUGUACUCCGUUGUUUAUUUUGUGCAGAGUCAUUACCGUAGCAGCCUUCAGUGGAUAGGAAUGACCAACUAAAAAAAAAACAACAAAAAAAACGUGGCACUCACUCGAUUUUAACUUUGAAAAAUAAAAAGCAGCAUGCCGUCAACAGUGAGGGGCGUCUGCUUUUUCGUUCCAUCCCACGAUGAGAGUUCCUUCCGUCUUUUAUAUCCUUCCAGUUGCUGUCGAGAUUAAACAGACGAAACCAAAUUAUUUGGGAAGGUAAUCAUUGGUUUUCCUGAACGAGUGUGCAUGUUUAGUCAUCCACAGACUCCCUUCUGAAGGAUGCUCAGUGGGCCACCACGAACUGAAGAGGUUUAUGACUUGUGAGUAUUUUUGCACUCUUGUCCUGAAGUUCUUUGUUACCUUCACACAUGGAUAACUCUUAACUAGCUCUUCUUUUAGCAAUACUGGAUAGAUAAUGCCUUAAUAAAUGGGGUAGAUUUACAGGGAGAGCCCGCAGCCCUCAGGCUCACUCUGUCCUCUUUGUCUUUGAUAGGUUUUGUUUUUAACUCGGGCACAUGGAGGCUUUUAUUGUUUGUUUUUAAAUGAACUUCUUAAACUCAUUUAUACUUUUGAUAGCUGACUGAAGAUUUCAACAGUGAAAACUUGUGAAUAACCGUAUGGUCAAGUGUCAAAUCAUUUUCUAUUGUGACUUUUGUGUUCACACGCAGAGCUCUUUAGUUUAUUGUUGUGCUUCAGAAGACUGAGAAACGAUAAUUUGUAGCACAUGUUGCAGUCAUAGGAAAGAGUUGAACUCUUGAUAUAGCAGUGUUUGAUGCGUAAUGUGACUGUUAUCGGCACUGAGACGACAGCGAAACCCCGUCGUAGAGGCUGACCUUCCUCCACUCUGAUUCUUCGACCGUAGCCCGUAGGACUUGGUUUUAUCUACACAUCGAUUUUCUCUAAUUUACAUCUCUCACUUGAGUUUCUGAGCCGUUUACUUUCCGUUUGCAAGUCUCCCAAACUGUCGGUGAUAGGUUUGUUUCAGAUUCAAGCAUCUCCCUAGUUUGUGAGACAGUGCCUUGUAAAAAAAUAUUCAUUCCUCUUGAACUUUUAUCAGAUUGUCUGAAGCUACCAGAAACUUCUUAAUCAGAUUUUUUUUUUUGACAGAGCAACACAAAAGAAGUGUGUCAGUGUAAAUAGAAGAUAAAUAAGAAAUUAUUUCAUUCAUAAAGUUAUUUUGUAUGAACCUGAAAACAGAAACUGGGAUUAAAUUACACACAUCUGAACUGUUUACUUAGUAGGUGACUUUUGAAGUCAGUUUCAUUGGAUUUAAUUUGGCAUGUUAGAGUAGUUGGGAUUGAAAGCAAUUCAAUGACACAUUUUUCAGUUUCUGUAAAACCACCUGACUAUUACGUGCCCCUUUGUGUUGGCCAGUACCAUAAAAAUCAGAAGAAAAUGCAUUGAAGUUUGUGGUUGAAAGAAGUUUAAGGAUCUGAAUUCUUUUGCCAGGCAUGUGUACUUGUAGCAGUGACAGAAGGUGAAUGUUGGUUAUGUUUUAUUAGUGUGACUGCAAGAUGGAGGUUUGUCGUCAUUAUGAUUUUCCUCUCAGCCAAGAAAAAGUUCAGACUCAAAGAGUGGAGCAAAGGUUUGCUGAAGCGGUUUCUUUGUCAUGUUGCACUGGGGCCCUGCGAGCCCAAAUGUAAAUGGUUUUUAUGACUUUUUUUUUAUUUUUAUUAUUAUUAUUAUUAUUUUAAUAAUAACUUGUAAACUUUAAUAUGUUUGUAUAAAGACACAUUCAUUCCUUUGAGGUUUGGGUAACAGACAUAUUCCAUGUUAUGAAUGUCGUACUGUGUAUCUUUUAUGUAUUGCAACAUUUAAGCACCUGGCUCUAAAGGAGACGUCAGCUAGUAGGAUAUGGAUUGCAUGAAAUGCAGUGAUGUCUCUCAAAUGUAUAGCUAAAUACCAAGUUAUAACUAUGCAUCAUUUAAAAUGCAUUGUUCCCAUGAAUUAAUUAAAAAAAAAAAGAUAGAUGAAAUGAGCACUGAAUUAUAAGAAGGAAAGCACGUUGUUGUCGUUGUACAGUGAAUUUGUUUGACAGAACUGAUCAAAACAAAUUGACAAUAUUCAGAUUUCAAAGCCCUGUAAAGUAUUUUGAUAUUUUUGUGUGCAAGAUUAAAAAGACAACUUUUUUUGUCAAUAAAUGUAUUUUACUGAGUUGUUUCA
Messenger RNA from Xiphophorus hellerii (green swordtail), 6287 nucleotides. Its product is annotated as protein AF-17. Gene Ontology annotation, molecular function: nucleosome binding; histone binding. The record is from RefSeq and is a predicted model, not a curated record. The coding region runs from base 251 to 3448 and encodes 1065 amino acids. Gene Ontology annotation, cellular component: nucleus. The transcript has 20 exons. Gene Ontology annotation, biological process: regulation of transcription by RNA polymerase II. Lineage: Eukaryota; Metazoa; Chordata; Actinopteri; Cyprinodontiformes; Poeciliidae.